This is a messenger RNA of Tarenaya hassleriana, 8117 nucleotides long. Its product is annotated as protein KINKY POLLEN. The transcript has 23 exons. NCBI's taxonomy places the organism in Eukaryota, Viridiplantae, Streptophyta, Magnoliopsida, Brassicales, Cleomaceae. The coding region runs from base 218 to 7990 and encodes 2590 amino acids. The record is from RefSeq and is a predicted model, not a curated record.
UCCUCGGAUCUUCCAUUUCUCUCCGUUUACUACGCCGCGAAAGUCUCAGUCAUCGAUCGACCAAUUCCGCCUCCGAUCUAUUUUGUGUUUUUCUUCUCAAUUCUUCGUGUAUCUUCGCCAUGAGCGGAGAGGUUUUGGUUUGUCUCGAUGUGUAUUAGCUUGAUCGGAAGGAAUUGGAGGUUUUUUGUCGGAAUUCCGAAGGUUUCUGGGCGGCAGGAUGGCUGCUUUUUUGUUCGUUUUCAUCUUCUCGAUAGCUGUGUUCGUCGCUUUCCUCUGGGCUUUCUUCAAGUCGUUGCCUUGGAUACUUCGAAUUGCUGGGGGAAUAACUCUAACUUAUCGGCUCGAUGGGUGGAUCUGUGUGAAGGAAAUUGUGAUACAGUUAAAAAAGGGUUCAAUUGAGUAUGUAUCUGUCGGAGAAUUUAAAGUGGCCCUUAGACAAUCCUUGGUAGAACUUUGUGCUGGGGCUUUUGUGCAGGAUCCAAAAGUUUUAUUCUCAAUAUGUGACCUGAAAAUUGUAAUGAGACCUUCAAACUCAAGGAAAGGCCCACGUAAUCCCAAAACUCGGAAAUCUCGCUCUGCUGGCAAGGGAAAGUUGGUGCUUGCCGCCAAUAUUGCUAGGUUUUUUUCGGUUUCUGUGACGAAUAUGGUCAUACAGACUCAAAAAGCUACAGCAGAAGUCAAGGAGCUGGAACUUGAUUUAUCUAAGGAUCGGGGAUCAGCAAGUUUUUUCAUGAAGUUGUACAUAGUGCCCAUUCUUGUAAAGAUUGGUGAUCCUCGAGUUUUUUCUACCCAGUCAUUUGAGACAAACAGUGACAUCUGUCCUCCAAACCAUACAAGUCCCGCCAUUAUAGAGAGUUCUUCACCUUCUUUUUGGUGUCAAAAGCUCUCCUUAUCGUGUGAAUUUGCUCAUAACAGACAAUCAAGUGCAAGCAUAAAGAACGUGGAAGUUGACCUUGGUGAUGCUGUUUUUAACCUUAAUGAGAAGAUGCUGUCCAAAAGGAAGACCUCGUCCAGUUCUUCUUCCACUGGUGAAGUUGAUGGAUCAAAUCCUAACUAUGCAGCUGUUGAAAAGCCUCAAAAGCAACCAGCUGCUGUAUCACUCUCAAAGCAUGCUUCAAAUUUUCCUGAAAAGGUUUGCUGUGGGUUAACAAAGCUUGAUGUCAGAUUUGUAAAUCAAGAACAUGGUUUUGCUAUUGAGAAUAGCAUAACAGGCUUUCAGUUGAGAAGCGACAAAUCCCGAUCCCGUGAAGAGGCUAAGGAAGAUACAUGUCUUGAUGUUGUAAUAGAACUCCACGAGAUUCAUUGUUUUAGAGAUUCUGGAACUUCAGUCUUGGAGAUGACGAAAGUUGGGUUUGUUUCCAAGGUCUAUUGUCCAGUGCAGGACCAGGCAUCUUCUUGUGUUAAAGCUGAGGUUGAGAUUACGUUGGGAGGUGUAGUGAGCAACAUCAUAAUGACCCGUUUUGAGCCAUUGUUGCGCCUACAUUUCUCUAGAAAGAAAAAGAUGGUUCUUAAAGAGGAAAAACCUAAAACUAUGAAAUCAGAGUCCAAUGGUCUGAAAGGUAUUACGUGGAAAUGUUCUAUCUCAGCGCCUGGCAUGGCUGUCGUGCUGUAUGAUGUUGGAAGUUCUCCUUUAUACCGGUGUUGCUUAGAAUCAUUGCAUGUCACUGCAAAUGAUUCGUCAAACACAGGAACUGGAGUACAGAUGGAGCUAAGUGAACUGAUUCUAUGCGUGGUAGAUGAAAAUCAGGGAUGCUUGAAAGAAAGCCUUUUUGGUUUAGAUUCAAGACCGGGUUCCCUAAUCAUUAUAAGAAAGGUCAGACUAGAUUGGGGCAAGAAGGAUUGGGUGUUAUCUGAGGAAGAUGGUAAUAAAAGUAAGCCAGUUUUGGGAGUUGAUGUGUCGGGUAUUGACCUUUUCUUUUCUUUCAAGAGGCUUGAAUCGCUUAUAGUAACUGCAAUGUCAUUCAAGGCUCACAUUAAAAGUUUAUCUGGUCCCAAUGAGAAGAAAACACAAGACAAAGGAACACAUAAAUCCAAGUCGUCAGGCAAAGGGGCUCAACUCUUGAAACUCAACAUAGAUUAUUGCACUGUGAAUAUGUCUGGUGAUACAGGCCUGGAGAAUACAAUCAUCGAAGAUCCAAAGCGUGUCAAUUAUGGUUCACAAGGUGGUAGAGUUGUCAUUAGUGCCCUAACUGAUGGCUCCCCACGAACUGCCAGCAUUUUCAGGGAUGUUCCUAAGGAGUGUGAGAAGUUGAAAUACUUGAUGUCUUUUGAAUUAUUUAAAUUGAGUUUUACUCUUAAUAAGGAGAAACAGUCAACACAGGUGGAACUUGAAAGAGCUAAAACUGUCUAUCAGGAAUUUCUUGAAGAACCUCAUGCAGUUUCGAGAGUGACUCUAUGUGACAUCCAAAAUGCUAAGUUUGUACGCCGGAUUGGUGGCCUUAAGGAAAUUGCUAUCUGUUCACUUUUCAGUGCCUCUAAUAUUGCUGUCAGAUGGGAACCUGAUGCACACAUUUCAAUGGUCGAGCUUGGUUUACGUCUGAAGUCUGUGGUACAGGCUCAGAAACUUCAGCAACAUGGCGAUGGAAAACCAGAAGAUGGUUCUACUGCUAGAGAUGAUGGACAGAAGAAAGAUGCAAUCAGUGUCUCGAAUUCUGUUGAUAAGCAAAAGAAAAAGGAAUCCAUAUUUGCUGUUGACGUGGAGAUGUUAAGCAUAUCUGCUGAGGCUGGAGAUGGGGUUGAAGUUGAGGUACAGGUUCAGUCAAUUUUCUCAGAAAAUGCGCGUAUAGGAGUUCUCCUUGAAGGACUCACGCUUGGUUUUUGUGGAUCGAGAAUAUUCAAGAGUAGUCGGGUACAGAUAUCACGAAUACCUAGUAUGCCCUCUGCUUCAUCCAAUGCAACAAGAGUUGCCAGCACUCCAUGGGAUUGGGUAAUUCAAGGACUUGAUAUACAUAUAUGCAUGCCCUUUAGGCUACAGCUGCGUGCUAUUGAUGAUGCUGUUGAAGAAAUGCUGAGAGCUUUGAAGCUUAUAAUUAACGCCAAGACUAGACUCAUCUUUCCAGUUAAAAACGAGAGCACAAAACCUAAAAAACCUGGGUCUGCAAAAUUUGGCCGUGUUAGAUUGUGCAUUCGCAAGCUUAUAUUUGAUAUUGAGGAAGAACCAAUUCAGGGUUGGCUUGAUGAGCAUUAUCAUCUUAUGAGGAAAGAGGCUUGUGAGCUAGCUGUACGGUUGAAAUUCUUAGAUGAAUUCAUUUCCAGAGGAAACCAGCUUCCUAAGAGUGGAGGAGUUGAUGCAAACGACGAACGGAAGAUUUCUUUUGAUGGAGAAGAAAUUGACAUCCAGGAUACUUCCGUUAUCCAAAUGAUGAAAGAAAAGAUGUAUAAACAGUCAUUCAGUUCAUAUUACAAGGAAUGCCAAAGUUUAGAACCUUCAGAAGGUUCAGGUGCCUGUAAAGUGGGAUUUCAGGCUGGUUUUAAGAUGAGCACUUCCAGGACUUCUCUUCUAUCUGUUUCUGCUACAGAUUUUGAUCUAACCUUGAUAGCUAUUGAUGGAGAUGAAGCUGGGAUGAUAGAAGUGGUAAAGAAGCUCGAUCCUAUAUGUCAAGAGAAUGACAUACCAUUUUCUCGGCUGUAUGGGAGCAACAUUCGGUUGACCACUGGCACUCUUGUUGUUCAGUUAAGAAAUUACUCAUUUCCUCUUCUCUCAACAACCUUGGGAAAAUGUGAAGGCUGUGUUGUACUGGCCCAGCAGGCAACGGCUUUUCAGCCCCAAAUCAUCCAAGAUGUAUAUGUAGGAAGAUGGAGAAAGGUGCAGAUGUUUCGUUCAGCUAGUGGCACUACUCCACCGAUGAAAACAUACUUGGAUUUGCCGGUAUAUUUUGAGAAAGGAGAACUCUCCUUUGGAGUUGGAUAUGAACCAGUUUUCGCUGACAUUAGCUAUGCUUUUACGGUGGCUCUUCGUAGAGCCAACCUCAGUCUCAAGGGUCCUGGCCUUCCUCAGCCUCCCAAAAAGGAGAAAAGCUUGCCAUGGUGGGAUGAGAUGAGAAAUUAUAUCCAUGGAAAUACAGCCUUAUUCUUCUCGGCAACAAAGUGGAUUGUUCUUGCUACUCCCGACCCCUAUGAAAAGCAUGACAAGCUUCAAAUGACCUCUGCUUCUAUGGAAAUGUGGCAAUCAGAUGGUCGUAUUUACUUUUCAGCCGAGGAUAUAAAAAUCUUUACAAGUAGUCUUGAAUGUUUGGCUAGAAAUUACUUGAAUGCUCCGACUGGUCCAUCAAGUUACCCUUUCCUUCAGGCUCCACGUUUCAGCCUUGAAGUUAGGAUGGAUUGGGAAUGUGACUCUGGAAGUCCAUUAGAUCACUAUUUAUUUGCUUUGCCUGUUGAAGGGAAGGCUCGAGAUAAGAUCUAUGAUCCAUUCAGGUCUACUUCUCUCUCGCUUCGCUGGGACCUUACUUUCAGACCUGAGAAACAUUCCCCACAUGUCUCUGCGGCUGAUCAAUCAGUUGCAAGUGCAACAACCAAAGGAUCACAUACUAAGUCUGGGAAUAUGUGUAGUCCUCUUCCCACAAUAAACAUUGGUGCUCAUGAUUUAGCAUGGGUGAUCAGAUUCUGGAACAUGAAUUAUCUCCCUCCUUACAAGCUCCGUACUUUCUCCCGGUGGCCUCGCUUUGGAGUUCCAAGAAUUGCCAGAUCAGGAAAUUUGUCUCUGGACAGAGUGAUGACAGAGUUUAUGCUCCGCAUCGAUAUUACACCUAUCUCUAUAAAGCACAAACCACUGGAUCCCAGUAAUUCUGCCAGUGGCUUGGUGUUUAAUGUCUCGAAGUUGAAAUAUGACCUCUGUUUUAGCCGUGGGAAGCAGAAAUUCACUUUCGAAUGCAAGCGUGACACUCUUGAUCCUGUAUACCUGGGUUUAGAUCUUCAUUUACCUAAGGCCUUUAUCAGAAGGGAUGAUGAUUCAUCAAAACCAGUUCAGAUGUCCAGGGUAGGUUCACAAUCUGGAUCAGCAGAUAGAGCAACUCCUGAAAAUUCCGAGUAUAUCAAUGGUUGCAUGGAGAAGCAUCCUGAUGAUGGGUUUCUGUUUUCAUCUGAUUAUUUCACAAUCAGGAGGCAGGCCCCCAAGGCUGACCCAGAAAGAUUGUUGGCAUGGAAAGAAGAAGGAAGAAAAUAUCAUGAAAGAGUGGAUGCAAGAUCUACUGCUGAACGGGGAAGUGAAACUGAGGAUCCUACUAAUUCAGAUCCAAGUGAUGAUGAUGGAUACAAUAUCGUGAUAGCUGACAAUUGUCAGCGUGUUUUCGUUUAUGGGCUCAAAUUGUUGUGGAACAUAGAAAACAGAGAUGCUGUUUUAUCAUUUGUCGGUGGUAUGUCAAGAGCAUUUCAACCUCCCAAGCCUUCCCCAUCACGUCAGUAUACUCAGAGAAAGUUGCUUGAGGACAAUCAAAAGCAUUCUGAAUCAGUAGUUUCUCAAGAUGGCCCCUCCAACCCUCUUUCCUCAGGCAGUAGCAACCCCGCUCCUCAAUCUGUGGAAACCCCAGAUCUACUUUCAUCCUCAUCAGAUCCAAACAAAAAUGAGAUCUUGACAUCUGUUCCAGAUGUCCUAGCAAAAUCUGGGAAUUCAAAUGGCUCUGAAGAAGGUGGAACGCGGCAUUUUAUGGUGAACGUUAUUGAGCCACAGUUCAAUCUCCACUCCGAAGAAGUGAAUGGUAGGUUUUUGCUUGCUGCUGCUAGUGGUCGUGUUCUAGCACGAUCAUUUCAUUCAGUCAUUCGUGUUGGGUGUGAUAUGAUUGAAAAGGCUAUUCAAGGUGAAAAUAAUGAUAAUCCUGAAAGUAGUGCUGAAAUGACAUGGACACGCAUGGAAUUGUCCAUGAUGCUGGAGCAUGUACAAGCUCAUGUUGCGCCUACUGAUGUUGACCCAGGAGCCGGAAUUCAAUGGCUCCCGAAGAUUAGAAAGAGAAGUUCCCCAAAAGCAAAGCGUACUGGUGCACUGCUUGAAAGGGUUUUCAUGCCUUGUGAUAUGUACUUCCAGUAUGCCAGGCACAAAGGUGUGACUCCUGACCUGAAGGUAAAGCCGUUAAAGGAGCUUACUUUCAAUUCUCGUAAUAUAACAGCAUCAAUGACAUCACGUCAAUUUCAAGUUAUGCUGGAUGUUCUGAGCAAUCUUUUGUUUGCAAGGCUACCAAAGCUUCAGAAAGACAGUUUGCAACUUUCUGGUGAAGAAGAUGAUGAUGUUGAAGAGGAAAUUGACGAGGUGGUUCCUGAUGGUGUUGAGGAAGUGGAGCUAGCGAAAAUUGAAGUUGAACAGAAAGAGCGGGAGCGUAUGUUGCUUCUUGAUGACAUCAGAAAAUUAUCUCAGCAUUGCAGUACCUCUGGAACUCAAAAUCUUGACAAGGAAGAAGAUUUUUGGAUGAUCGCUGGUGGAAGACCCGAGUUGGUGCAAGGGCUGCAGAAAGCGCUCUUGAGUGUGCAACAAUCCAGGAAUGCGGCAUACACUGCACUGCAUACUGCUGUGCAGAACGCUGCUGAACUGAGGCUGUUGGAGAAAGAUAAAAGCAAAAAACCAUCUUCAGCCAUGCGUAUUUCCUUCCAAAUCAACAAGGUCAUCUGGAGUAUGCUUUUAGAUGGAAAAACAUUCACCGAGGUUGAGAUAGACAAUAUGAUUUAUGAGUUUGACCGGGAUUACAAAGACAUUGGAGUUACCCAAUUCACAACUAGAUACGUUGUCUUGCGGAACUGUCUGCCUAAUGCCAAGUCUGAUACUGUUCUGUCGGCUUGGAAUCCUCCACCCGAAUGGGGCAAGAAAGUAAUGCUGCGAGUAGAUGCAAGACAAGGAGCUCCAAAAGACGGACAGGCUCCUUAUGAACUUUUCCAGGUUGAGAUUUACCCUCUAAAAAUCCAUUUGACGGAGACAAUGUACAGAAUGGUGUGGGAGUAUCUCUUCCCAGGAGAGGAGCAACAUUCACAGCGAAGGGAGGAAGUCUGGAAGGUCUCGACAAUUGCAGGAUCAAGACGAAGGAAGGGUUCUUUUGCUCAAGAAACUUCGGCUUCAAUCUCUGCAUCUGAUUUGACCCAUGGAUCGAAGACUCAAAACCCGAAGUCUAGCACAAUUCGCGGGUCUGGACCUGAGUUGAGAAGAACCUCUUCUUUUGACAGGACAUGGGAGGAGAAUGUGGCUGAAUCUGUAGCUAAUGAGCUCGUCUUAUCUUCCAUCGAGCAACAAAACGAUUCCUCAAAAAACAAGCUGAAAGAUUCAAAAACAGCCAAGGCUGGACGGUCAGUUCAUGAAGAAAAGAAGACUGAGAGACCAUUAGAAGAAAAGAAAACUAGACCCAAAAAGAUUAUGGAGUUCCAGACAAUCAAGAUCAGUCAGGUGGAACUCUUGAUCACAUAUGAGGGCUCAAGAUUCGUUGUGAGUGAUAUGAAACUGUUGAUGGAUACAUUCCAUCGUGUUGAGUUCAGUGGCACAUGGAGGAGACUCUUCUCUCGAGUUAAAAAGCACAUCAUAUGGGGAGUCCUCAAGUCUGUGACCGGGAUGCAAGUUAAGAAAUUCAAAGACAAAACCCAUGUUCCGGAGGAUGAUCUAGCUUUGGCAGUGAAAGACCAGCCCGGUAGCUCAGAUCAGUAUCCAGGAACAUGGGUGAAGCGCUCUGGUGACAACGCUGGUGAUGGCUUUGUUACCUCCAUCCGGGGUCUCUUCCACACCCAAAGACGCAAGGCCAAGAAGUUUGUGCUCCGAACUAUGAGAGGAGAAAUAGACGAGAGCUUCCCGGGGGAAUGGAGCGAUAACGAAGCAGAAUUAUCUCCCUUUGCUAGACAGUUGACGAUCACCAAAGCCAGGAAACUCAUCCGGCACCACUCUAAGAAAUUCCAGACCCAAAGGCAUAAAGGUUCUAAGGAGGAGGAUUCGCCUUCUUCGUCUCCAAAGGAAGCAGGCACAUAUGAAUCUGACUCUUCAAGUGGAUCUUCAGUUUACGAAGAGUUCCUUCAGCAGAAUCAAAUUUAAGAUUUAUAGAAACCAAAGUUUUGACCUUUUUGCCUCCUCUUUCCUUUUUGUCCUCCAAUAAAAAAACAAGUGUAGAUUAGCAGAAAGAUUUUGCAGAUUAUUAUCCCAUCUUUAUAAUAUAUACGGA